AUGGUGAAGCAAGAGUAUGAGAUCGAGAGGCUGAUCGACUUCAUCAGAUUUGAAGAAGCAUACGAACAGUUCUACCAUUACAAAAACAAAGAGUUCGCUGGAAUUUUCACGAGCGCCCGAUUCAGAAAAAACGCGAGAAAUACCUACGUCACCAGCAGAUAUUAUUUCAAAGUGAAGUGGCUCGGCUUUGAUCGAAACAGCACAACUUGGGAACCAGAAGAAUCGAUUCCGAGUGCAGUGUAUCUCGGCCAGUUCAAGAGACUGAACAAUUUGGAGGAACACUUGGAAAAAAUCGAAGUGUCGUUCGAAUUGAAACAAAAGAGAGGUUACUGUCCUCUACAAGACGUGCAAAUUGUGGAAAAAACGGCUGAUGAACCCGUCAAUUUGUCUCUGUUCUCACCGGUUCUUCUUGACGCUGUUGACAAUGGAAGAUUCGGAAUGGUGCCGAUUCCAGCAGGGGAGAAUCUCAAUCAGAGCUCGUUCUUUUUCAAGCUAAAUAGUACAUAUUACUUUGUGAAAAACGCGGUGUACAAUACGGGGACGAGUGAUGACGUCGAAUCACUCAUCAAAACUUUCCAUCAUGAAAACAAAUGCUUCAUUCAAGGGUACAUCCGACAUGAAAACAUCGUCUCGAUGCUCGACAGCUUCUACAACUUCGACCCAAGCUCUGGAAACGUGCGCAUCUCGUCUGUAUUUGAGGAUUGUCCACAAGCUCUUCGCUGGAAAAUCACGAAUGAAGGUGUCAAUUGGAAACGCAUGACGUUCGACGUUCUGAAAGGACUUGCAUAUAUUCACACGCAUGGCAUUCACCAAGGAAUAUCAAUUGACAAUAUCUUGUUCGGAAAAAAUGGUCAAUUCAAAAUCAGCCAUUUUAAUGACUUCACAUUCUCGAAAAGUAUCGAUGCGAUGAAUGUGAAGAGUGUAGGAGUUGAACUAGCGCCAAGAAAAUACGGGUUGGAUAAUCAAUUCGACUUCUCUGUUGAUAUUUACGCUCUCGCCAUCGUGGCCCUUCAAUGUUCUGAAAGUGUCCUCCUCGUGCAGAGAGAAUGCAAUACAUUGGCUGACAUUGAAGAGAAAAUUAGUCAAGCCAUGGAGAACCUGCCAUCAGAUGAGGAUCGUCACAUGAUCAGAAUGAUGCUUAAAGCUAGACUUCUCAUGCAUCAAGGAACCGGAUCGUAUCGGUUCAGUGCUCACUCUCUCUCGUGCUGGCCAGUAUUGUAUAACAGUAAUAUGGUAUCCGUUGAAUGUUACUUCCUGAAGACAAUGGAUGCUACUCCAAUCAUCGAUCGUGCAUAUUAUGCACCAAAUGAUAGUGUCGCUGAUGUAACCAAUCGAUUCGCUGCGUUUUAUGGUUGCAGCUUGCAGACGGAUUACCGAAUGCUGUGCAGCACCAACUUUGAUCCAUCGUGCUCGGCUGAUAUUCUCAGUCGGCAUGAGAACUUCAAAGCGGUUGUAGACAAUGAGACGACACUUGGAAGAAAAAAGUUCCUGAUUGUUCCGCUUCUCAAACCUUCUGUUGCUCCGGAUCAUCUAAUGCAGAAGUACGUCAUCCUCUACCGUCAAGAACUUGGAGGAUUCCCGAUUAUUAUCGAGUCACCAACGUUGACUCCACCGGAACUCCUCACUCUUCUGAAGCGAGAAGUUGUCAGCGAAGAGUACAAGCUCCGUGAGAUGGGCCUGUUUGCAGAAGAGCUGGAUAACUAUGAAGACGAUAUUCCAAAAUACAGCGAAAAUUCGUUCCUGUUGAAAAUUACGGACCUGCCGGAAAAUGCCAUCAAAAGUCGUCUCAGCACACUUGAGGACAUAAAGAAGCCGUUGACCGGAGAUUUGUUGAGAUGGACUGAAAUUGCUGGAAUCCACAGCCUCUUCGGACAGAAAAAUGCCGAGCCGAUCGUUAAGCGAUCUCGUAAAAGAUCAAGUUCUUGCAUGAAUUAA
Caenorhabditis remanei is the source of this 1935-nucleotide messenger RNA. RefSeq lists its product as uncharacterized. Gene Ontology annotation, cellular component: cytoplasm. Gene Ontology annotation, molecular function: protein serine/threonine kinase activity; ATP binding. Lineage: Eukaryota; Metazoa; Nematoda; Chromadorea; Rhabditida; Rhabditidae. Bases 1 to 1935 code for a protein of 644 amino acids. Gene Ontology annotation, biological process: protein phosphorylation. The record is from RefSeq and is a predicted model, not a curated record. The transcript has 10 exons.